Messenger RNA from Ostertagia ostertagi, 1260 nucleotides. NCBI's taxonomy places the organism in Eukaryota, Metazoa, Nematoda, Chromadorea, Rhabditida, Trichostrongylidae. The record is from the annotation of a GenBank genome assembly.
CAGGCAAAUUGUAUACCUAAGGUGCUCAGUGGGCAUGAUGUACUCGGUUGCGCAAAAACUGGAACAGGCAAAACUCUUGCGUUCGUUCUUCCGAUUCUCAAUGAGCUUGCAGUCGAUCCGUAUGGGAUUUUCGCCCUUGUUCUGACACCCACCCGUGAGCUGGCUUCACAAAUUUUUGACCAGUUUGUUGCUCUUGGCAAGCCUGUUGCGCUGAAGAUUGAUCAGGCGAACGAACUAACUGCUCGUCCUCAUGUGGUCGUUGCCACUCCUGGUAGGCUUGCUGAUCAUAUCGACAGUGAUUCCGAAGGAUUAGGACAGUUGUUCAGGAAAAUUCAGUUUUUCGUACUUGAUGAGGCAGAUCAGUUGUUAGACGGCCAGUAUAACGAGCAGUUGAAAUCUAUCUUCCUUUCCAUACCUAAGCAACGGCGUACGCUGCUCUUUUCGGCAACUAUCACAAGUGCCAUCACGAAACUCCACACGGUUACUGUGAAGAAACCUUAUUUCUUCGAGGAUAAGCAGGAAAUUGCGACUGUUGAAAGGUUGGAACAGAAGUUUGUCCUGUGUCCAGUCGCUGUGAAAGAUGCCUACCUGGUAUACGUUGUGAAGAACUAUUGCGAACGAAAUGAGAACAGUUCAGUGAUUGUCUUUGCUCAGACUUGUCGGGAAUGCCAAGCAUUAGCUUAUAUGUUCGAUGCGCUAGGAUUCAAGGUUGCAUCGCUACAUUCACAAAUUGAACAACGUCUCCGCAAUGCAGCGCUUUCCUCGUUCCGGUCAAAAACCUUACGGAUAUUAAUCUGUACGGAUGUGGCAUCCAGAGGGCUUGACAUCACUCAUGUUGAUCUGGUAGUCAAUCACAAUGUUCCCAAAUCGCCGAAGACCUAUGUGCAUCGCGUAGGUCGUUCAGCUCGCGCUGGAAGAUAUGGUGCCGCGUUAACAUUCGUAACUCAGUAUGACAUAGUGCUCCUUCAAGCCGUGGAAGAGCUAAUCGGGAUGAAACUGGAAGAGCUCAAAGUAAGUGACCAAAAAGUCACUCGUUAUGUGACCAAGGUUCUCGUUGCGAAACGGGAGGCUGAAUUACGGUUAGAACAGAACAAUUUUGGCGAGCGAAAGGAGGCCAAUUUACGCAAAGACCUACUGAUGAGUGGAGUCGAUAAACGGAUUGAAGAGAUCAGGCAACCUCGAAAUAACGCGAAGAAAGCACAUUCCAAAGCAGGUGCAGGAGGAAAAAGGCCCAAGUAUGUGUUGGCAGUAAAAAUUUGA